UUAGUCUCCUGCUUUGCUUUAAACUGGUUUUCUGAGUUGUAGUGAUUUGUUUAGAUGAGUUUAGGUAGUUGAGUUUGUUUUCGAGUAACUAAAUUCUGUGUGUUGAGGUCGUGAUUGUUUUUUUUUCUACUGAAUCCCCGAGUCCCUGCCUUGUUUUGUUUCUACAACGAAUCCGAGUUUUGAGUCUGUUUGUGAACCUGUGGUCGGGUUAGGCCAACCAAGUGUUAUUGUAGUUUGAAAUAAUAGUCCGAACUGUAUAUAUUUUUGUGAACAUGUUAAUUUUCUAUUGUCCUGACUUAUUUUGUAAUUUAAAUCUAUGAAUUUGUUUCAAAUUCUGCCACUUAAUCAUGGAACUAAAUAACAGUGUUUAAGUGAUUUUAUACUUUCCAGAGCUGAGAUUAUAACAGUAGCAUGGCAAGCUGAUAUUGUUCACUUUCCAGAGCUGCAAUCUAUUUAUGCAAAACUAUGUAGUCUUGUAUUGAUUAUGUAGUGCUCAUCUGACAUUAUGUUUUAAGUAUUGAUUUUAUGUUAUUUAUUGUUACAGGCACUCAAAGACGACAUAGCGCGCGUGUUAUCCUCCAAAAGCUAAGAAGAAAUAUAAGCGACGAUGUCAUAACUAUUGAUGUGGAAAGCAAUGAAAAGGGGGGUAAAGAGAGUGUGAUUAAGAGAAAUACUAGAAGUAACAAGGAGGUGAUCAUUCAACAACAAAAGAAAGACUCAACAGGAGUGAAAAAUGUUGCUGAAACUACCUCUGACGAUGAUUUUCAAACUCCACCUCGAAAAUCGUUGAAAACAGUUGUGCAAAAGAGAUUGCCUAACAAAGUUGACGAACGACCGAAAAAAAAGCAAAAAGAGAACAAUGAUAAAGGUAAAAACAAAGGAGGCCAGAAACAGAAAAUAGAGCAGAGGGACAAGAUUAUAAGCAAGGAAGAUGAAAUAGCAAAGAUUAGAAACUCUCCUAGACUUUUAUGUGAUAUGAUUUCUGCAUUAUCUGACGAACAAGAGGAGUGGGUGAAGAGUGCAGGGUUCGGGAGUUUAGUAGACUUUGAAUUGUGGGAGAUACCUCAGAGAUUGGCCUAUAAAGUCCUAGAGGCUUUCGAUGAAAAAAAAUGCAUGUUAGUACUCCAAAGCGGCAAAAUAAAGAUAAUUGAUCAUCUUGUGCAUGAGAUACUUGGACUCCCUUGUCGUGGACAUGAAGUUAAGCUGGCGCAAGGUGAUUCGAGGUAUGAUAGACUGCUGGAGUGGAGAGAACAGUUCUCAGUUUCUGAAGGACAGAGCCUGAUUAAAGCAAGUGAUGUGGUGGAAAAGAUGAGGCAGAGUGGGGCAGUUGAUGACCUAUUUAAGAUCAACUUUCUAGUGGUGAUGGCAAAUGUUCUAAUCAGAUCAAACACAAACAACUUUGUGGCCCAGUCCAUAAUUUCGUUUGAUGACGAUCUUGAUAAUUGUGCAAAAUAUAACUGGGCUUCAUAUUUGAUACGGAGUUUGGUGAUUACAAAGCAAAGGUGGAAGCGCACAUCAUCACUUUUCUAUACCGGACCAAUGAUAUUUCUACUUAUUUUGUAUGUUGACCGAGUUGUGUUCAACAUAAACACAAAAGUACCAAGGAAACAACCAGCUUUUAGAGGUUGGACAAAGGAGAAACUAAAAGAAAGGGAAGUCAUGGAAUUGGAACCAGGUGCUUUUGGUUCUGGGACAAUACUUAGAGAUGCAACUCCUCAACAAUCAAACCAAACACAUAAAUCUGCGAAGGAACGGGUGGAAGAUGAUAGACAAGCUGAAAUUGAAGAAAUUUUUGCAGAACAAAAUAAUAAUGGAGAUGAUCAUCCUGGUGUAGAUAAUCAUCCGUGUGGAAAUGAUCAGCCGGGUGGAGAUGAUCAGCCAGAUGACAUAACAGAGAUAUUGCUUGUUUUGGUUUUUGUAAAUGAAAGAGUAGUAGUAUGUGUAAGUCAGAGAAUUGAUAGUGGUUUAAGAGAAAUUAGUGAUUGUUAG
This is a messenger RNA of Daucus carota subsp. sativus, 1989 nucleotides long. RefSeq lists its product as uncharacterized. The transcript has 6 exons. The record is from RefSeq and is a predicted model, not a curated record. Lineage: Eukaryota; Viridiplantae; Streptophyta; Magnoliopsida; Apiales; Apiaceae. The coding region runs from base 526 to 1989 and encodes 487 amino acids.